Venustampulla echinocandica is the source of this 1248-nucleotide messenger RNA. RefSeq lists its product as uncharacterized. The transcript has 5 exons. Lineage: Eukaryota; Fungi; Ascomycota; Leotiomycetes; Helotiales; Pleuroascaceae. The coding region runs from base 1 to 1248 and encodes 415 amino acids. The record is from RefSeq and is a predicted model, not a curated record.
AUGCUCUUGCGACUUCGGAAAUUCAUUUCAAGUCCAACGUUAACGGCAUACAUCAACGAAGGACGAACGAAAGCAGGAUAUGACGAGACUCCUCCGGCCUUAGUACCUUGGUUACCACACAGCUUCAUCCAACCUGAUCAAGAUAUGAAGUAUAUCACCGCUGUGAUUGCAGCAUCGGCUGCAGUCGUCAACGCUCAGGCCGUCUUUAACUCGACCACCGGCGUAUAUACUUGUCCCGCAAAUACCCCAAAAGGCCACCAGGCCGCGUUCUGCGUCGACGAGUAUGUCAUAGUCCGGUGCAAUGAUGAUUGCACUGGUAUGGCCAGUAACUGCAAAGAUGAGGGCGCUGUCUGCUCUGAGACAAACCCAAGCUCUGGCGACGCUGUCUGCUCCAAGAAGCAUCCAAGUCCAAGCCCUUCCACCAAGACGGCACCACCCUCGACCUCUACCACGCCGUGCCCGAGCUCGACCUCUACCACGCCGUGCCCGAGCUCGACCUCUACUACUCCGCCCCCAAGCUCGACCUCUACCACGCCGUGCCCGAGCUCGAGCUCCAAAUCUGUCCCAAUUACAACGACCACCGCCGCGAAUACCACCACGCAUUCAACCGCCACCCACAAUCCAACCAUUUCCACAGCAACGCACAGCAACAAAACCACUAUUCUCCCAACCAUUUCCACGGCAACGCACAGCAACAAAACCACUACUCUCCCAACCCAGAGCGGAAAUAGUACAAUGACGAGAACCCUCACGAGUACUAACAGCAAGAGCAAUACAUUGACAAGAACUCGCACAAGAUCCGAAACACCAACCGGACCGCCCGCCAAAACGGAGCCCGGUAGUACGGCGGGCACGACUACGAAAGGUGAGCCAACCACCACUCCUGGUGGCACUGGAGGACCUGGAGUACCUGGAGAAAGCGGAGCUCCUGGUAGCACUGGAGGACCUGGAGGACCUGGAGUACCUGGAGGAAGCGGAGCUCCUGGACCUGGAGUACCUGGAGGAAGCGGAGCUCCUGGUGGCAAUGGAGGACCUGGAGUAUCUGGAGGAAGCGGGGCUCCUGGUGGCAAUGGAGAACCUGGAGUACCUGGAGGAAGCGGAGCUCCUGGUAGCACUGAAGGCUCAGCGACAGCAACCCCAGGAGGGCCCACUCCUACUCGCACACCCCCGGUCACUGGCGAAGCAAUCGCCAAUUCAGCUGGAGCGGCACUUGCUGGUCUCGGAUUGAUCGUUGCUUAUCUCCUCUAA